Molecule: messenger RNA, 842 nt
Organism: Somion occarium
Lineage: Eukaryota; Fungi; Basidiomycota; Agaricomycetes; Polyporales; Cerrenaceae
Source: the annotation of a GenBank genome assembly
CUUCUUCGUUCUUCACUGCAACCACUCCCUAAGUCGCCCAUUCCACACCUCCAGAAGGAAAGAAAAAACACGCGCGCACAAUGAUGUUUUCCACAUUCAUACUCGCGUUUCUUUCCACUGUCGUGUCAGCCUCCCCUCUCAACAUCGCAGCAAGGCAUAACUCCAGCUCAGCUUGCGAUGGACUAGGCCCGAAUGCAUUCGACGAUACUACUUCGGGCUUUGGCUUUAUUCUCGGGGUCACUGACGGGACUACCGUAAAUCCACAAUCGAUCGUUCUCGCUGAUCCUACCGACGGGACGCCUACAAAGGUACUAGGAACCUUGAACACACAUCCGAACGUUCCGUUCAGUACCUCGUUCGAGCUUCAAAAUGGUGCCUUGACCCCCGUGUUCAGCUUUGCCGGACCAGUGGCCCAACCGGCGAUCGCAGGAUCAUUUGUAUCGUUCGCAGUAUCACCGUCCGCGGAUCCCGCCGGGAUAUAUUGUGCAGUGCCUCAAGAAGAUGAGAACAAUACCACCCUCCUUGCAGUCGAUGGAGACACGGAUUCGUUUGCCCUCUGCGCAGAAUCGGUCGAACAUGCAUUCAACGUGUUCAGCUUAGUGUACAAGCCCGAUGCCUACCAUCCGGAGUAUCAGUUUGACACUUGUAGACCGGCGAAGGUUCAAGUACUUUGAUUCAUAGUUAUUCAUGGUUGGCAGAUGAAGGAUAGUGAAUGGGAUGGACUCACUUUGGACUAUACAGACAUUUGUGGACUUUUGAUAUCAUUAGUGUACUUAUAAGCGUAGUGAUGGGAAUUCCUGCAGUAUGUUUCAAGGUGGAAUUCGGACGCUUCUGAUCGCUGU